Messenger RNA from Cajanus cajan (pigeon pea), 2870 nucleotides. RefSeq names its product glycerophosphodiester phosphodiesterase GDPDL3. Gene Ontology annotation, molecular function: glycerophosphodiester phosphodiesterase activity. Gene Ontology annotation, biological process: lipid metabolic process. The record is from RefSeq and is a predicted model, not a curated record. Lineage: Eukaryota; Viridiplantae; Streptophyta; Magnoliopsida; Fabales; Fabaceae.
AAAGAUGGAAAGGGAAGCAGUAGUACUAGAAUGAGCUCCGAAAAGGUUCCUCUUCCCACUUAAAUUAGAACCUCAUUUCUCACUCUGUCUCUCUCUCUCUCUAAGGUGGUUCGGUUUGGUUGGGUUCAACACUGCUAAGGUUGCCGGGAUGUGGAACCCACGCGCUCUUUAUUCUCCACUCGCUCUUCCUCUUCUUCUUCUUCUUCUUCUCCACUUCCUCCUUGCUCUCGUCUCUGCUCAGAGAUCUGUGUGGAACACACUCAACGGAGUUGCACCGGUGGUUGUGGCGCGUGGUGGAUUUUCGGGGAUAUUUCCGGAUUCAAGUGAUGGUGCCUAUAAUUUGGCAGUGAUUACGAGUGGACCUGAUGUGUAUGUGUCGUGUGAUGUGCAAUUGACCAAGGAUGGAGUUGGGAUUUGUCUUCCUGAUAUCAACCUUGCGAAUUCUACUUACAUUGCAUCCACUUUCCCAAACCAAACCAAAAGCUACGUGGUCAAUGGUGUAGCCGUUCGUGGCUAUUUUUCUCUGGAUUACACCCGCAAGGACCUUUCCAAUGUUGUCUUAACUCAGGGAGUAUACUCUCGUUCCAACCUGUUCGAUGGAAACAGUUUUCCAAUUCUUACUAUUGAUGAUUUAGGUACAUUAAACCAAAAACCAAAAGGAAUAUGGUUGAAUAUUCAGCAUGAUAAUUUCUACGCACAGCACAAUUUGAGUAUGAGAAACACUGUGCUUUCAGCUUCUAGAAGAUUGGUUUUCAGUUAUAUCUCAUCACCUGAGGCUGGUUUUCUGAAAAGUAUAGCAUCACGCUUCAACCCAAAAACAACAAAACUGAUCUUCAGGUUUAUGGAACAGAGUGACAUAGAUCCAUCAACCAAUCAGACUUAUGGUUCGCUUUUAAAGAAUCUUACAUCUAUCAAGACAUUUGCCUCUGGAAUUCUUGUUCCAAGGCGAUAUAUAUGGCCUGUUGAUGCAACUCUUUAUCUACAACCACAUACAUCUUUGGUCUCGGAUGCACAUAAAGUGGGGCUGGAAGUUUUUGCAUCAGAUUUUGUGAAUGAUGUUCCAGCUAGCUUUAAUUACAGUUAUGAUCCUCUUGCCGAGUACCUCCAAUUCAUAGACAAUGGUGACUUCUCUGUUGAUGGUGUGCUGUCUGAUUUUCCCGUAACCGCAUUUGAAGCUAUAGGUUGCUUUGCUCACCUAGGCAACAAUGCUACAAAAACAGAUAAAACUUUGAUUAUCUCAAAAUAUGGAGCAAGUGGAGAUUAUCCUGCUUGUACUGACUUGGCAUAUAAUAAUGCCAUAUCUGAUGGUGUGGAUGUUCUUGACUGUCCUGUUCAAAUUUCCAAGGAAGGAACACCAUUUUGCUCAAACUCCAUUGAUCUUAUAGAGAGUACUUUAGUCGCCCAAUCAAGCUUCAGCAAACUUGCCAUGAGUAUCCCUGAGAUCAAAUCUGGCAGUGGCAUAUUUUCAUUCAGCUUGUCGUGGACUGAUAUAAAAGGCUUGACCCCUUCAAUAUUGAACCCUUAUGCAAAAUACAGAUUGUUCAGGAAUCCAAAAUAUAAGAACGAGGGGAAAUUGUUGACGUUAUCAGAUUUCUUGUCUUUAACAAAAAAUCAGACUUCUCUAUCAGGUGUUGCAAUCACUGUUGAGAAUGCAGCCUAUCUUGACAAGCAAGGAUUAAAUGUGAUUGAUGCAGUCAUGAGUGCUUUGAGCAAAGCAGGUUAUGAUAAACCAGGACCCCAAAAGGUUUAUAUUCAAUCCACCAAUAGCUCUGUACUGCAGAAGUUCAAGGAGAAAACCAGUUAUGAGCUUGUCUACAAGAUUGACGAGACUGUUGGUGAUGCGGCUAAUGCAGCUAUUACGGACAUAAAAAGCUUUGCUAGUUCUGUGAUUGUGAGCAAGGAUUCUGUAUUUUCUAGUAGCAGUAAAUUCCUGACAAGCACUACGAACACUGUGAAAAAGCUGAAGGCUGCUAACCUCUCAGUUUUCGUAGAAACAUUCAGCAAUGAGUUUGUGUCUCAAGCAUGGGAUUUCUUCUCAGAUGCAACUGUUGAGAUCAACUCAUUCAUUCAGGGAGUACCAAUAGAUGGUAUCAUCACAGACUUCCCUAAAACUGCUAACAGAUACAGAAGGAACAAAUGCUUAAAUUUGGGAAGAAAUAAUACACCUACUUAUAUGGAAGCUGUUCAACCAGGUGGUCUUUAUGGACUGAUUACCAAAGAAUUCUUGCCUCCAGCUGAGGCUCCACUCCCACCUUUAACAGAAGCUGAAGUGGCAGAGCCACCUUUGCCUCCGGUUGCUAAAAUAGACCCUGCUUCGAGCCCAAACACUGGAACCAAUGCACUUCCACCUGGCAAUGCACAGGCCAAGGUCACUGUCUGCCUCUUCUUGUCCACUCUGGCUCUGUUUAUAGCUUCUUCUCUUGUGCUUUGAGUUAAAUCAUCUCUAAACUUCCCUCUGAAAAAAAAAUGAGAAAAGAUUGCUUUUGCUGGUUUCAAGCCUCAAUUUCUCCAUCUCUUCUAGGAUUGAGUGGUGGCAUGAAGCUUUUGGCUUCAGAUUCUGCAUGAACAUUCCACAUUUUUUGUUUUUCUUAAAAAAGAGCAAAUUCUUUCAAUCUUAUUUGUUGUAGCAAUGCUUGUGCAUUCUUAGUUCCUCAUUGCUUCUCGGGUUUAUACUGUGAGAGGACAAAAGCCCGCGUGGUAUAUAUAUUUAUGAAUUCUUUUUAGAUGUGUAUUCUGUAUCUUUUUUUGUAAGAUAUAUUUAUAUUUGUACUUGUUGGGGUGGGUGCAUUUGGCAUGACAUACUAGUAGGAGACAAUGUUAAUAUUGGCAUGUCUGGGAUAUGAAUGAAAAAAAUCAACUGAAUAGUCCUA